Molecule: messenger RNA, 1954 nt
Organism: Rattus rattus (black rat)
Lineage: Eukaryota; Metazoa; Chordata; Mammalia; Rodentia; Muridae
Product: steroid 21-hydroxylase
Exons: 10
Coding region: 3-1481 (492 amino acids)
Biological process (GO): hormone biosynthetic process; progesterone metabolic process
Molecular function (GO): heme binding; iron ion binding; steroid 17-alpha-monooxygenase activity
Source: RefSeq, a predicted model, not a curated record
CCAUGCUGCUACCUGGGCUGCUGUUGCUGCUGCUGCUGCUGCUAGCUGGCACCCGCUGGGUGUGGGGUCAGUGGAAGCUCUGGAAACUCCGCCUCCCACCUCUGGCCCCGGGGUUUCUGCACUUUCUACAGCCCAACCUUCCUAUCCACCUGUUUGGCCUGGCUCAGAAACUUGGGCCCAUCUACAGGAUCCGCUUGGGGCUACAAGAUGUGGUGGUGUUGAACUCUAACAAAACCAUUGAGGAGGCCUUCAUCCAAAAGUGGGUGGACUUUGCUGGCCGACCCCAGAUACUAGCUGGAAAGAUGGACUUUGACCUCUCCAUGGGGGAUUAUUCUCUAACAUGGAAGGCUCACAAGAAACUCUCUCGUUCGGCCCUGGUGCUGGGCAUGAGAGACUCCAUGGAACCUCUGGUAGAGCAGCUGACCCAGGAAUUCUGUGAGCGCAUGAGAGCCCAGGCCGGUGCCUCUGUGGCCAUCCAUAAGGAAUUCUCCUUACUCACCUGCAGUAUCAUCAGCUGUCUCACUUUCGGAGACAAGCAGGACAGCACUUUGCUGAAUGCCACUCACAACUGUGUCCAGGACUUGCUGGAAGCCUGGAAUCACUGGUCCAUCCAAAUCUUGGAAAUAAUUCCCUUUCUCAGGUUCUUCCCCAAUCCAGGCCUCUGGAAACUGAAGCAGUUCCAGGAGAGUCGGGACCAUAUCGUAAUGCAGCAGCUGAAGAGGCACAAGGACAGCCUGGUGGCAGGGCAGUGGAAAGACAUGAUUGACUACAUGCUCCAGGGUGUGGAGAAGCAAAGAGAUGCCAGAGACCCAGGGCAGCUCCACGAGCGGCACGUGCAUAUGUCGGUGGUGGACCUUUUUGUCGGUGGCACGGAGACCACGGCUGCCACGCUCUCCUGGGCUGUGGCUUUCCUGCUUCACCACCCUGAGAUCCAGAAGCGGCUGCAGGAAGAAUUAGACCUCAAGCUGGGCCCCAGCUCCCAGCUCCUGUACAAGAACCGAAUGCAGCUACCUCUGCUCAUGGCCACCAUUGCUGAAGUGCUGCGUUUGCGGCCCGCGGUGCCCUUGGCCUUGCCCCAUCGUGCAACUAGGGCUAGCAGCAUCUCUGGCUAUGAUAUCCCCAAGGAUACGAUCAUCAUCCCCAACAUCCAAGGCGCCAACCUGGAUGAGAUGGUUUGGGAACUGCCCAGCAAGUUCUGGCCUGAUCGCUUCCUGGAAUCCGGCAAGAGUCCCAGAAUACCGACCUUUGGCUGUGGGGCACGCGUGUGCCUGGGCGAGCCUCUGGCGUGGCUGGAGCUCUUCGUGGUGCUGGCUCGCCUGCUCCAGACCUUCACGCUGCUGCCGCCACCAGAUGGUACCCUGCCCUCCCUGCAGCCCCUGCCGUAUACUGGCAUCAAUCUCUUAAUUCCUCCCUUCCAGGUGCGGCUGCAGCCCAGGAACCUGACACCCCAAGACCAGGGCCAGAAAUCCUCGACAGGAUAGGACAAGCCUUGUGCCUCAGUUUCUCCUUUAUUGCUCCAUUCCCCUCCCCUCCCCCCUGUAAACAUGGUGCUGUGAGACUGUGGCAGAGAAGGCUUCCUCGGUGAGCUAGGCACAGUAGAGACACACUGGCUCUUCUCUGGGCACAACCCCUCAGUGCUCGGCAGUCAUACCAGGGUGUGAGUGAGGUGGGCAGCAGGCUCAGGUGCCCCUGGUGGGGGCCUGGAAGUUUCUGGGUCUCAGCUUCAUUUCCGUGAAGGGCACCGAGAACUCGAAGCCCUUCCAGUGGUACCAGCUCACUCCCUGAGGGAAGGGUUGUCAAGGGAGGAGAGUCAAGACAACGCCACAUCUACGCCACCUUAUCCAUCCCAACCCUGGCUCCUCUAGGUGACUCCCAGGGUCCAGCCAUCUCCCCCCAUGAUCCCUGAAGUGAUGCCCUCUUCCGCCCACUAAUAAACGGUCUUUUCAAGAUUCCC